Messenger RNA from Pestalotiopsis fici W106-1, 843 nucleotides. RefSeq lists its product as uncharacterized. Gene Ontology annotation, cellular component: mitochondrion. The transcript is spliced from 2 exons. The record is from RefSeq and is a predicted model, not a curated record. Gene Ontology annotation, molecular function: oxidoreductase activity. Bases 1 to 843 code for a protein of 280 amino acids. NCBI's taxonomy places the organism in Eukaryota, Fungi, Ascomycota, Sordariomycetes, Amphisphaeriales, Sporocadaceae.
AUGGCAUCAUCGAUUCCGCCCAAGACAAGCCACCUCGAACGAACAGCAGCAGAGCCGCGCAAUCAGUUCUCUGCCGGCCAGUGGCUAGACGUCUUUUGUCCCGGCAUCCCCCGAGCCGGCGGCUUCACAAUCACAUCUCCACCAUCAUUGGCGGCAGCGACGGCACAAUCGCCGGGCUACCUGGAGCUGGCAGUACAGAAAUCCCCCGGCAACCCGCCAGCCGCCUGGCUCUGGCAGGAUCCAUCCUCGUCACUCCUGGACCAGCAUCUACAGGUCCGCGUCGGCGGAUCCUUUGUCUGGCCUCCUCCCGCGCUGCUCUCUACUACUGACAAUGAGAAUGAUGCUGCUACUACCACCAAGCCAGAGACCCGCCGCGUCGUCCUCGUCGCGGGCGGCGUGGGGAUUAAUCCCCUCAUGAGCAUGCUGAGCGCCAUGGCCGAGAAGGAGAACCAGGACGGCAGCGUCGACUUUCAAGUCCAGAUGCUCUACUCGAUGAAAGAUCCCGGUCCCGGAAGGCGGCAUGCGACAAAACUGUUGUUCCUCGAGCGCAUCGCCGAGAUAUUCGCGAGCGGUCGGGUCCAGGGUAAACUGCAAUUGUAUCUCACCGGGGCCGAAGGUGAUGGCUCGGUUGCCUGGAGAGGAGGUGAGAUAGCGUUUCGGGGCAGGAGGAUCACCAAGGAAGAUCUCCGGCAAGCAGUGGGUGAGGAUCCAGUGGAGAGAAAGAGCACAGUCGCCUAUGUCUGUGGUGUACCAAACAUGACGGACGAAUUUGUCAAGGAAUUGUCGAGUGAGGACGGCCUGGGAAUGGGGCCUGAGAGGGUAUUAUGCGAGAAGUGGUGGUAA